Molecule: messenger RNA, 1338 nt
Organism: Uloborus diversus
Lineage: Eukaryota; Metazoa; Arthropoda; Arachnida; Araneae; Uloboridae
Exons: 2
Coding region: 1-1338 (445 amino acids)
Cellular component (GO): nucleus
Molecular function (GO): DNA binding
Source: RefSeq, a predicted model, not a curated record
AUGCAGGAGCUUGAGUUUGGUUUGACGGUCAGUCGAAUCAGGCACAUAGCAUACUCCCUUGCUGAGAAGGAGUGUGCUUCAAACAACAAACCGUUUCCAUUCAGCGACAAGAAAAAAUGUGCCAGUUGGAAGUGGUGGCGUGAGUUUCGUCGCAGAUACAAUUUAGGCCUAAGAACACCCGAAAAUUUGUCCCAAUAUCGGGCAAACAAUUCUAAUAGGGUGUUACUCAAUGAUUUCUAUGACAAACUCUCUGAGGUUUAUGGAAAGUUUCCAGAAGGCAUCAAACCUCAACAAAUUUGGAACUGCGACGAAACGGGGCUGUGCUACGUUGUGAAGUCUGGACGAGUUGUUACAAGAAUAGGCAAGAGGUUCGUCUAUAAUCGAGUAAUUGCUGACAAGGCUGAAACUCACACCGUUUUACCUUGCAUCAAUGCCGCAGGUGAAUUUGGACCUACUCUACUGAUCUUCAAAGGCGCUAGAAUGAUUGAUGGUUUGAAAAUUGGGGCGCUUCCAAAUGUAACAGUUGCAGUGUCUCAGAGUGGCUGGUUAAACUCAGAGUUAUUUCUGAUGUGGUUUCAAAAAUUUGUCCAGGGGAUUUCCUCAGCAAGGCCUGUGGUGCUAUUAAUGGAUUCACAUGCGAGUCACAUAACUCCUGAAGUCAUUGCAAUGGCUUCAGAGAAUGAUAUCAUAAUUGUAACAUUUCCAAGCCACACAAGUCAUUUGCUACAGCCUUUGGAUGUAGCAGUAUACCGGCCUUUGAAAUUGGCUUGGCAGAAACACCUGAGGCAGUUUCAAGAAGGUAAUCCGCUGAGAAGACCAGGAAGAUUCGAUUUCCAUGGGAUGUUCAGUCCCGCUUUUCUGGAAGCAUUCAUCAGAGAAAAUAUCAUUUCUGCAUUCUGCAAGGCUGGUGUUUUCCCACUAAACAAGAUGAAAAUUCCUGAUGAAGCCCUGACAACAAACGUGGAUAACAGGUGUAUGGAUGAAAAUUCCCUGUCAGUCAGCAAUGCACCUGCUACAAAGGAAGGCAUCGAUGAUGUGUUAAAACUACCUGAUUUUACAGCACGUGCUCCAAAACCUGCAAGGAAGAGGCGUGAUCCAUCAGCUGCAGUUCAUCUUCCAGGGGAGAAAUCAUGUGGUAAUACUUCCACCGCCAGUACCAGUUCCAGUACUAGUGACACUACCAAAUCCUGUGUCAGUGCCAGUACCAGCAGUUUGGUUAAAGCCAAAAAGAACACCAAUAAGAGCAAAGGUGAAGCUGAAGAUGAAUGUAAUGAUGAUGAUGAUAUUAAUAGUCGUAAUGAUGAUGAUGAUAUCAACAAUAAUAACAACUUGAAAUAG